CAGAGAGAUUACGGGGGAAAUGUAACACUUUAAAAAAUCUUCUCGGUCUUUUCAUAUUCUAAAUGUCUAAAAAGCGAAAUACUUAUCAUGUAAAUGAGGUUGGAGGUGGAGGCGUUAUUUCACGUUGUAAUCGUCCUGAAUAACUUGUAGCGAGCGAGGCGGUUUCGGGUCGACUUUGCAGUUGCGUCACUGUGGUGCGAGAAGGAACUUUGGAGAUAGCAAGAGGACAGACGUUAGUAGCAGGAGCCAAAUGAUACCGUGGAAAAGAGAGGUAGCCGUUUAGCGCUCCGGGAACUUUUUUUCAUGCUGCACAAACCACGAGGUCUAUGUGGUUGGUGACAUCAGAUAAAUAAGCCAUUUAAGGUGCAGCAGUUGAAGUAGAGCCAUGCGUUGAUGAACAGCGUAUUGAGGAGAGCAGGGCAUGGCCGGUAAGCCGUUCCGGGCCACCUUCAUCUGGAGCAGCAUCAUCGCCAACCUCCAGCAGCGCGUCCAGGUCAAGCGCCACCGUCAUAAGCUCAAGACCUACCAUGACUGUUUCCUGGGGUCAGAGGCUGUGGACGUGGUGCUGGCCCAUGUCAUCCAGUCCCGGUUCUGUGGUGAUGCUGAGGUGCCUCGCUCCAAGGCCGUACGCCUCUGCCAGACCCUGAUGGACUCGCGGGUGUUCGAGGCGGUGGGCACCAACGUAUUUGGGAAUAAGGAGAAGGGGCGUGCCAUCUUCGAGGACAGUAGCUAUAGUCUGUACCGGUUGCUUCCGUCUAGUCCCACUACCAUGACCAGCUCGCACUCGACGAGCACCAUCACCAUCGAGAGUGGAUACGACUCGCCGAGCAAACACCGGAACAGCUACAGCCCACCUCUCAAACGUAAAGAGGACCAGUACUCCAACAACCACUCUCCGGUCAAAACAGACAAAUCACUAGAGGACGUGUUGGGGAACCUCAACCUCACCUCAACCAUCACCCCACAGAUGAUCAACCUCGGCCUCUCACAGGAGUUGGUGGACGAGGUGUGGCGCCAGCAGACAGUGUUCAGGCUGCUACAGCUGAUAGAGCUCCCCCUUCUGGAGAGUCUGUUGGAGGGAGAGGAGCGGCCCAGGCCCCCUCUACACAGCAUGGACAGUGACCCAGACCUGCUCUACACAUCCAGCUACCUGGACAGAGAGGUCCUGAAGGCCUUCAGCGAAGCACAGGCUGAUGAGUGGUUGUCGGCGGCGGUGGACUGUCUGGAGUUCCUGCCAGAUGACUUGGUGGUUGAGGUGAGCAGGGGUCUGCCCCGCUGCGGUGAGGACCAGGGCCAGUGUAAGAGACUGGUGUAUGGGAUCCUGGUCCAGCACUACGGAGAGACACAGCACCCUCCACUACUCAGCAACCACGUCUUCGACAUCCACUCCAGCAUCUCUGAACUACUGGUGAAUGGGAAGAGGGAGCAGGCUCUGGAGGCCCUACAGCUGUGUCUGAAACUACAGGACUCUCGCAGUAAAGAGGAACUACGCAGACUUCUGCGAUUCAUGGCUGUCGCUGCCAAACCACAGGAGGUCAAACUGCACAAAGAGGUAGAGAACAGGAUGGCGGUGAAGAGAUCUUUCUCUAGUGCCAUCGUCUACAGCAUGAGACUGGCCAAGGGGAAGGUUGACCUACUGGUGCUGUUUAUGGUGGAAAACCACGGUGACGUCUUCAAGAUUCCAGUGUCGUUGCACAAACUUGUGAGCGAUAGACUGACCAACAUUGUGAAGGGGAAAGACCCACAAGUCGUAACAGUCUCUACAUACUGCAGGCGAGUCAAUAGAAAAGCGUACGUGGAGAGCAAACAGAAGACUACCAAAGAGGAACUAUGGGCUCUACUGAAGACAAUCCACGAGAACCCCAAACUGUCCAGCAAAGAGAAGAGACGCUUGCUAGGACAGUUCUACAAGGGGCAUCCUGAGAUCUUUGUACAGUACUUUGGAAGCAGAUUGUCAAGUGAUGAUCUGUAGCUAACUAGGGUGAUAUUUAAGUGAAUAACUAAUGUAUUAUUUGUAAAAAUAAAAGACAGACAGACAAAGGUGAUGUAAAUGUUGUAGAAAUGCAGUGUACAAAUAGAUUUUAUUUACUUCACUCAUGUGAAGAGUUGAAUGUGAAAGCUUGAAUAAAAUGUGAGAAUUGUUUUAUAA
This is a messenger RNA of Salvelinus namaycush (lake trout), 2149 nucleotides long. It is a transcript of the gene depdc7a, whose product is annotated as DEP domain containing 7, paralog a. The coding region runs from base 422 to 1972 and encodes 516 amino acids. Lineage: Eukaryota; Metazoa; Chordata; Actinopteri; Salmoniformes; Salmonidae. The transcript is spliced from 10 exons. Gene Ontology annotation, biological process: intracellular signal transduction. The record is from RefSeq and is a predicted model, not a curated record.